GUAGAGCAUGAAAAGAGAAGAAGCAUAACACAGAAGCAGAGUAGAGAGGAGAGGAUUUUAAGCUAAUUCCCAGCUCAAAAAUCUCAAAAAAAUCUCAAAAAUGCCACUCAGCAGGAUCGCGAUCGGGACUACACAUGAGGUGCGCCAUUCAGGCGCCCUGAAAGCCGCACUGGCCGAGUUCGUGUCGACACUUAUCUUCGUCUUUGCCGGCGAAGGCUCCGGCAUGGCUUUCAAUAAGCUUACCGAUAACGGAUCGUCCACACCCUCCGGCCUAGUUGCGGCGGCGUUGGCGCAUGCUUUCGCACUUUUCGUAGCGGUGUCAGUCGGCGCAAACAUCUCCGGCGGCCACGUCAAUCCGGCGGUGACCUUCGGCGCAUUCCUUGGCGGGAACAUUUCUCUCUUCAGGGGAAUUUUGUAUUGGAUUGCGCAAUUGCUCGGAUCAGUCGUUGCUUGCCUGCUUCUUAAGUUCUCCACCGGAGGAUUGACAACCUCAGCUUUUGCUCUAUCAUCCGGCGUAGGCGUCUGGAACGCAGUGGUGUUCGAGAUCGUGAUGACAUUUGGCCUUGUCUACACCGUCUACGCCACAGCUCUGGACCCAAAGAAGGGGAGUCUAGGGACCAUUGCGCCGAUCGCCAUCGGUUUCAUCGUUGGUGCUAACAUCCUAGCCGGUGGUGCAUUUGAUGGUGCAUCGAUGAACCCAGCUGUCUCCUUUGGCCCAGCUGUGGUUAGCUGGACAUGGACCCACCAAUGGGUCUACUGGGUGGGCCCACUUAUCGGCGCUGCGAUCGCUGCCCUCAUCUAUGAUUUAAUCCUUAUAGGAGAGAGCACCCAUGAGCAGCUCCCCACCACUGAUUACUAGGUGGGCCAUCAUCUAUCAAGGAAUGUGGGGUUGCAUGUUCUUUUCUCUUUAGUGGGCGCAUUUGCAUGUGAGCUGUUUUUUACUCUUCGUUUCUAUGCAUUUGGUAUGAGUGUUUGGUUGCAUGUUGUUUUAGCUGUAGUUGGGAUGAAGAGAUGUUUGGCUUUGUUGAAUCUGUGAAUUUUACUGUUUUUGGCAAUUGUAACAAAGUCAGUGUACCUCUCUCUAAAAAAUGUGGGUUGGAUGAGUCUUUAUUUAUUUAUGUGUUUUGCGACUAUUUCAUUUU
Magnolia sinica is the source of this 1142-nucleotide messenger RNA. RefSeq names its product aquaporin TIP1-2-like. Gene Ontology annotation, cellular component: membrane. The record is from RefSeq and is a predicted model, not a curated record. Gene Ontology annotation, biological process: transmembrane transport; water transport. NCBI's taxonomy places the organism in Eukaryota, Viridiplantae, Streptophyta, Magnoliopsida, Magnoliales, Magnoliaceae. Gene Ontology annotation, molecular function: water channel activity. The coding region runs from base 101 to 859 and encodes 252 amino acids. The transcript has 3 exons.